UUUUUUUUUAAAAAAAAAAAUUGUUUUUUAUUUAAAAAUUAUAUUAAAAUAGUUUUUAUUUUUAUUUUUCACAUUAACAUAUUAAAAUUAUUAAAAAACAUUUUAAAAAAUAUUAAUUUAAUAUUUUAUUUUAAAAAAAUCAAAAAAACGAAAGUUACUCAUACAAAGAAACCAUUUGUUUUUGCAGUGCAAAAAUAUUUUUUAAAAAUUAAAUUUUUUAAUAUUUUUAAAUUGUUUUAAUAUAAUAAUAAUAAAAAUAAAUUUUAUAAUUUAAACCAAUUUAGAUAUCGGACGGACUCACGAGACUGUACAGGUUUUAAAAGCUUAUGGCGAUUGUGGGCAUUAAAAAGGGAUGGGGUAAUGUCACAAAAACAAAGAUAAGUUCUAUUGAGAAUUACGAGUUCAUCUAUGACCCAAUUGUGAGGCAGGGUUUUGUCUUUGAUUGUGUUUCGGACUAACAUUUGUAAGAGAGCAGGCCUUAAAUUUCAACAACAAAUAUUUCCUCAGCCCAACAAAAACUCUUAUGGCUCACUGCCUUCUGGCCCUUUUGCUGCGGGCAAUGUAUGCUUUCCUGGCAAAGCAACGGUCUGCUUUGGUAUUCAAGUUUUCGAAAUUCGAGUCUCCUCUGUAUUCUACUUGCUCCGUGUUAUCAUUACUAGUGUUGUCCGGGAAGGCAAAGACACAGUCAUGGAGGUUAAAGAAGAAGAAGGGACUAUCAAAACAGCAGUGAUUGAGGUAGAAUCUUCACCAUCUCCUGAUGGGACUCCGAUCAGACCCAUAUUUUGUUUGAAUAAAACAAACGUGGAAAACCUUAGAAAGUUAGAGGAAACUGAGGAUUGCUUCAUCCUUGAUUUUGACCCUUCUGAAAUUGACACUUCUAUUCGUCGUUUCUCCACUCUCUCCGUCUACUCCUUCAGUGAUGAUGAUGGUGAUGGUGGUGACCUCUCUGUUGUUGCUGAAAAAGGCCAGGUGGCUUGUAGGGAUUAUCCACACUCAAGGCAUCUUUGUAUCAAAUUCCCAUUUGAUAAAACCCCACAUGAGAGCUACUGUGAACUGUGUUAUUGCUAUGUUUGUGAUUGUGCCGCUCCAUGUAAGGACUGGAAGGAUUCUGAAUCAGCUCAUUGCAAUGCUUCAGAGAAAAUUGGUGAUUGGAAGGAACAAAGGUGGCUGAAGAGAAAGGAAGAGAUCAAACUUCCAAAUUCAUAGCUUUCUGUUGUUUGCUUCUGGUAUUUGACACUUUCCAUGGAAAAAACUGAUCCUUUUGAUGUCAAUUAGCCAAAUUCAUGCUUAGAAUUUGAUGUCUUGCUGCUAGGGGCUUGUUGUGUCAAUAUAUUGAACGUGAUGGUUUAGAGAAGCAUCUGUGAGAUGCUAUUGUCUGUUAUAUUUUAAUACUGGUUUGAAAUGGAGAUGGUUCAGCAUAGUGCUUUGGCUACAGACCAGUAGCCAUGGGCCAUAGCCAUUAACUAUUCUAAAUCUACUCUGCAGUUCUUCAUA
Molecule: messenger RNA, 1494 nt
Organism: Populus trichocarpa (black cottonwood)
Lineage: Eukaryota; Viridiplantae; Streptophyta; Magnoliopsida; Malpighiales; Salicaceae
Product: RPM1 interacting protein 13
Exons: 3
Coding region: 688-1206 (172 amino acids)
Source: RefSeq, a predicted model, not a curated record